Molecule: messenger RNA, 1484 nt
Organism: Punctularia strigosozonata HHB-11173 SS5
Lineage: Eukaryota; Fungi; Basidiomycota; Agaricomycetes; Corticiales; Punctulariaceae
Exons: 4
Coding region: 504-1484 (326 amino acids)
Source: RefSeq, a predicted model, not a curated record
GCCGAUCACCCUCGGACUUGCUCUUCCACGAGCCAUACCGUUUUUUUUCUUUUUUUUUGUGGAACAUCCUUGCAAUUCUCCUUACGAUGCACGCCCACUCCUCGAACUAUGGAAGCUGUCUUGCGUCGUCGGAUCAGCUGCGCUCAGGUCUUGCGCACCGCCCUUAGGCUGACUCGUGUCAUCCACAUUGCAGCCUCGCUGCAAGAGACCUACGACCGAGCUCCAUCCUCUGGCUAUUAAUGACCUGGAAUCAAAUGCCUCCGUCUAUCAUCUGGAACGUGGGCGCUUAGGUACACCCUCGAUUGGUCAGGGCUCAGGAGAGCGGGCCACCGGAACAUGAUCUUCCAGCAGGCCACGGCGAGGGUGCCUUUCUUCCCCCCUACAUAUUCCAGCAUAAAGGCCGGCUUGCCAGUCUCGAUAUCAGACGCUGAACCUUUGUCCUCCUUUUUCUUUCACUUUACUCUGUUUAUUCCUUUCAUCGUUCGCUACGCCCAUCAACCGCCAUGUCUGCUAUCAUGAGCGCAUUCAAGGUCAAGACGGCCGACCUUGAGCCAAUCUUUGCGUCUUGGACGGACGCUCCCGUGUUCAAGGGCAAUUCGAAGAAGGACCUGCCUGUCGAGACCUGGCUGGACCAGAUCAAAGAGGGUUGCGUCGCACGGAAGCUCCCCGAGGAGUGCUGGCACAAGGUCGCUCAGCAUUACAUGGGCAGCUACGCCAGAACUCGCUUGGAGGAGUUCAAGAAAGUGCUAUAUACUAUGCACGGUGGUAAAUACCGCUGGACGUGGAAGAAGUUCUGCACCGCGAUGACCAACAUGGGUUGGAAUAUUGACUCGAAGGAAGUGGCCUCAGUCAAAGUCCAGAAACUUUCCUCGGGCUCAUGGUGGAUCGUUGGAAAGAAGGAGGAGGCGCCAAUGCCGCUGGUACCCGUCGCCAAGAGCGCCUCCAAGGCCUCGACGGCGUCCAAAUCGUCCAUAACGUCCAAGAAGGACCCCUCUACAUCAAAGACGGAGAGUAAGGAGUCUCCUUCCAAGCAUAAGUCCGAGGAUAGCAAGAGUAAGAGAAAACACGACUCUUCGACCUCCUCUCCCCCGCCCCGUAAGACACCCAUUCGAGCUAUGUCCGAUUCCAUCAUGGCGUUCGUCGAGCACGCGCCUCCGGUACCGCCUAAACCCCAACCCCAUCGAGCAAACAGCGAUCCUAUCGAAACGACCGUUGCAAACGCGCCUGUAUGGCUCCUGAACGCGUGUAAAGCGCUCGACUUCCUCACCUCCGAACACCCGAAGACCAUGACCGCUAUCAGCGCGAUAUUAAUCACCGCAGGGUCCUUGCCGGCGAUGCCCGCGAUAGCAGGUGGUGCCGGGGGAGCGAUUCUCGCUAGCCAUGCCGCUCAGGCCAUCGGCGCCGUCGCGGUCGGCCUCGGUACUUGGCUGAAGGCUUCGCAGGAAGGCACAUUGCUCGCCGAGCCCGCGAAGAGCAAGUCAUGA